GACACAAGAUUUAAGAUACUUUAUUUGUGCAUUAUUAUUUUAAAUAAUUUAUAGAUAAGCAAAAUAAACUACCAUCGUCUUACACAACUUAUCUACAAUGAAUUGGUAUUGUAAAAAUUUAAAUUUAUUCAUAAGUUGUAUUUGGUGGGAUAGAAUAGGUUCGCUGAAGUUCAUCAUAUGUUAGAAACGAAAACUGGGGAUGGAUUAUACACUGGAAAAAGUAAAAAACGAUAAAGAUAAUGAAGGAAAAACGGAUCAGUUAAAACAUAAAGCUGACUUUGAAGAAGCUGUGGUAGCUACCGGAUUUGGAAAGUUUAACAUUUACUUGUUAAUGCUACUAAUUCCAUCUUCAUUUGCACAAGCAUUUGAGCAGAUGGGAUUGUCUUAUGCAGUACCAAUAGCAGAAUGUGAUCUUAAUUUGACAUUGGAACGAAAGGGACUUCUAACCGCAGUCUCUUUUGGAGGUAUGAUUACUAGCGGCAUAUUUAUGGGAAUUCUCUCUGAUAUAUUUGGUAGAAGAAAACUAAUCUUAUGGGGAUAUUUUUUAAACGGACUUGCUAACAUUGUAGCAGCAAUGUCACAAAACUUUUUAAUGUUAAUGAUAGCAAAAUUUUUUUGUGGACUUAUAUUUAAUGGUCCAUUCUCUGCUAGUACUACCCUUCUCACGGAAUAUCAUGCUUCACAAUACAGGUCAAAAGUACAACUAUUCAGGGGUGUUACAUUUGCGCUUGGAUUUUUCAUACUGCCACUUGUUGCUUGGGCUAUUUUACCGCUCCAUAUUGAGUACGAAAUGUUUGGAUUUAUAAAAAUACAUUCCUGGAAUAUAUUUAUCUUAUGUAGUUCCAUGGGAACAUUCUUGUCUGCUAUUGGAUUUUGGUUUAUACCUGAGAGUCCAAAGUAUUUGAUGGCUUACGGCAAGAACACAGAAGCACUUGCGGUUUUUCAAAAGGUAUAUAGAUGGAACACUGGCAAAACAAAUAAAGACUAUCCGAUAAAGGCGCUUAAGGAAGAGUUGGAAGCUACGAUUAGAGGAACCCAAAAACGGAGGGCAUCCGUCCAAAUAGCUGUUAAUAAAUUUUUUGUUCAUUUGAAGCCUUUAUUUAAACCUCCUGUUGUCUUUCAUCUGAUUUUAGCAUGUACUAUGUCAUAUAUGGUUAUGAUGAGCGGGGGUAUGCUGAAGUAUUGGCUUCCACAGAUUCUACAGUAUUCUAAUAGUAACGAAUUUUCAAAUAACUCAACUACAUUUAGCGUUUGCAAUAUGAUCAAUACUUUAGCUAAACCCAAAAUAGAAUCUUCAGAAGUAUGUCGUGUGGUUAUUAAAACAUCAGUCUACAAAAAUGCCUUAAUAAUAGCAGGACCUGAGGUUUUAAUAUUUGCUCUUUCAGGGUUAGUUGUCAGUUAUUUCGGCAAAAAAAAGUUAAUUGCAAUACUUUGUAUUAUAUCAUCGGCAUCAGCUAUUGGUUUGUACUUUGCUCCAAAUUCGACAUUAAUGAUUACUCUCUUCGGAAUAUACAUACCAUUUGUAGAUUUAGCAGCAAUCUUUGGUAUCACUAUUACUUUGGAAGUGUUUGCUACUCAUUUCAGAACCUUAGCUGUAUCGUUUCAUUUAAUGUCAGCCAGAUUGGGAUCCAUAACAGCAAAUAUGUUGUUUUCUUCGCUUGUUGCCACUGGAUGUAUCACACCAUUCGCUGUUUGCUGCAUAUUAACAGCAACAAUAUCUUUCUUAACUUUUCUAUAUCCCAAUACCGAAAAUAGAGACCUGGAGUAGGACGGAGGUCAACCAAUAAUAGAGAGAUAGAUUGUCUUCAAAGUUUCAGGGAUAGGAAUAGUUCCACUAUUUAUUGUAAAUAUUUAUUGUAAAUAUAGUAAAUUGUAAUUUUUUUAUAAUUUUAAAUUAGAUAUUUAAGUUGUUAUUUCUUAUUCAUAUGACUAAAUUAAUAUUUUUGUAAAUAAAUAUAGUUUUGUUCGUGUUU
Diabrotica virgifera virgifera (western corn rootworm) is the source of this 1973-nucleotide messenger RNA. RefSeq lists its product as uncharacterized. Gene Ontology annotation, cellular component: membrane. Lineage: Eukaryota; Metazoa; Arthropoda; Insecta; Coleoptera; Chrysomelidae. Gene Ontology annotation, molecular function: transmembrane transporter activity. The transcript is spliced from 11 exons. The coding region runs from base 200 to 1768 and encodes 522 amino acids. Gene Ontology annotation, biological process: transmembrane transport. The record is from RefSeq and is a predicted model, not a curated record.